Messenger RNA from Botrytis cinerea B05.10, 1262 nucleotides. RefSeq lists its product as hypothetical. The record is from RefSeq and is a predicted model, not a curated record. The transcript is spliced from 9 exons. Gene Ontology annotation, biological process: mRNA cis splicing, via spliceosome. Gene Ontology annotation, cellular component: catalytic step 2 spliceosome. Gene Ontology annotation, molecular function: RNA binding. Lineage: Eukaryota; Fungi; Ascomycota; Leotiomycetes; Helotiales; Sclerotiniaceae. The coding region runs from base 70 to 774 and encodes 234 amino acids.
UAGUCUAUCGCGUCUGGCCUUCACCUUAUCUUUAUCAAACAUCGAUUUACAUUUUACACAGCAAACAAUAUGACUACCGCACAUAGACCAACCUUCGACCCAGCAGUGGGAAAAGAAGCACAACGAGGCCCGGCUUAUCAUCAAAGAUUACUUCCAGCUCACACACAACUUAAAUUCCGAAAGCCAGGACAGGGAGGCGAUGCAGCAGCCGAAGUCAGAGACCUUCGAGCAGAAUUGCUACAAGCAGAAGCAGCACAUUUCGCCAAAAAGAAUGGAGGAUCAAGCGCUGCGAUCGAAGAUGUACAGUCGUCUACAAGCACAGCCAAAAGACAACUCGAAAAUGGUUCCGCGGAGGAUGAUGAAGACUCAGAAGCAAAAAGGCGGCGCAUUCUAGAAGAAACUCGAGAUAUAGACGCCGACUCGGACGAUGCUGGAGAGAGUGAUAGUAGUGAUGAUGACAGUGAUGACGACGAAGACGAGACUGCGGAGCUUCAACGGGAACUUGAAAAGAUUAAGCGCGAGCGUGCCGAGAAACGAGAACAAGAGGAACGAGAAAGACUAGCGGCUGAAGAAGCGGAGCGAGAGCAUGAUAUCGCUCUUGGCAACCCAUUGCUAAAUGCCAAAUCAGACUUCAAUGUUAAAAGGCGAUGGGACGACGAUGUUAUUUUCAAAAAUCAAGCUCGUGGAACCGAAGAUAAAGGCAAAAAAGAAUUCGUCAAUGACUUGCUACGUUCCGAUUUCCACAAGAAGUUUAUGAGCAAAUACGUGAGAUGAUUGUGUCAUGGUGCAUCACAAUGCAGGAGUGCAAUUUGGUAAUCGAUUCUUCCGGACGAGACUCGGAUAUGUACUAUAGAGGGCGAAGGGGUUUGGCGUCAUGGUUGCAUGGAGUAAGGUCGAAUGUUCUAGUAGUAUUGCCAGUACAUGGACGAAAUUUGAUCUUGAUCAGCCUCUCCUCUGAUCAACACUCAAAACACAACUGACAAGAUUCUUUCAACUAUUGGGUCUUUUCACACAAUUCAUGGAUGCGGUAACAUGCCACUAGUUGCGGAUGCAGCGAGCAGAAAAGCUUGUUUUUAAGUGACAUGUUGGAGAUAUGUGGCUGUUUAAGUGGGAUUUACCCCGCAUUUUUAUAUUCGCAUUCCACACAUGUUGUUCUUUUAAGUUGUUUCAUUGGCCAGACCAAGUUCUUCUCUUUUAUUACAAGCACCGCCACAGACGUAACCUGUUUUGAUCCCGUUCGAAAAUGAUGAUGCAUUCUCCGA